Messenger RNA from Astyanax mexicanus (Mexican tetra), 1562 nucleotides. Its product is annotated as zinc finger protein 271-like. The transcript has 2 exons. The record is from RefSeq and is a predicted model, not a curated record. Lineage: Eukaryota; Metazoa; Chordata; Actinopteri; Characiformes; Acestrorhamphidae. Bases 210 to 1325 code for a protein of 371 amino acids.
GGAACAGUGGAGAUAGUGGACGGUGUGCAGCUUAGUAAAGUUUUGUGGGAUUACCGAGGACAUUUGAUUCUUGUGUGCAUUCAGAUACCUAAUAAACAACCAGGAUAUUUAAUAAAGAGCAGUGUUAAACUGCUGAAAGAGGUGAAGCACAAGCCAUCCAGAAGAAUCUCCUGAAAACGCAGAAAUUGUUUGCUACAUUUCACAGACAGAUGGAGCCAAGUCCCAACAUGGAGAAACAUCAGCACUCUGUCAAGAGUUUUACUAAACAGAGUGAUAUCAAAAAACACCAGCGCAUUCACACAGGAGAGAAACCGUAUCACUGCUCAGACUGUGGGAAGAGUUUUAAUCAACAGGGUCAUCUCAAAAAUCACCAGCGCAUUCACACAGGAGAGAAACCGUAUUACUGCUCAGACUGUGGGAAGAGUUUUACUGAACAGAGUACUCUCAAAAAACACCAGCGCAUUCACACAGGAGAGAAACCGUAUUACUGUUCAGACUGUGGGAAGAGUUUUACUACCCAGAGUGAUCUCAAACAACAUCAGCGCAUUCACACAGGAGAGAAACCGUAUCACUGCUCAGACUGUGGGAAGAGUUUUAAUCAACAGGGUCAUCUCAAAAUACACCAGCGCAUUCACACAGGAGAGAAACCGUAUUACUGUUUCGACUGUGGGAAGAUUUUUACUCAACAGAGUACUCUCAAAAAACACCAGCGCAUUCACACAGGAGAGAAACCGUAUCACUGCUCAGACUGUGGGAAGAGUUUUACUGAACAGAGUAGUCUCAAAAUACACCAGCGCAUUCACACAGGAGAGAAACCGUAUCACUGCUCAGACUGUGGGAAGAGUUUUAAUCAACAGAGUAAUCUCAAAAAACACCAGCGCAUUCACACAGGAGAGAAACCGUAUUACUGCUCAGACUGUGGGAAGAUUUUUACUACCCAGAGUGAUCUCAAACAACAUCAGCGCAUUCACACAGGAGAGAAACCGUAUCACUGCUCAGACUGUGGGAAGAGUUUUACUAAACAGAGUCAUCUCAAAAUACACCAGCGCAUUCACACAGGAGAGAAACCGUAUCACUGCUCAGACUGUGGGAAGAGUUUUACUUUACAGAGUCAUCUCAAAAUACACCAGCACAUUCACACAGGAGAGAAACCGUAUUACUGUUCAGACUGUGGGAAGAGUUUUACUACCCAGAGUGAUCUCAAACAACAUCAGCGCAUUCACACAGGAGAGAAACCGUAUCACUGCUCAGACUGUGGGAAGAGUUUUAAUCAACAGGGUCAUCUCAAAAAUCACCAGCGCAUUCACACAGGAGAGAAACCGUAAUACUGUUCAGACUGUGGGAAGAGUUUUACUUUACAGAGUGAACUUAUAUUACAUCAGUGCAUUCACAAGAGAUAGAAAAGUAUCCCAAAUCUGUUCCUCUGCCAUAAAAAAUGCAAACCUUAAAUCUUUCAGACAGCCAAAAACACCUCAUCAUGCACAAAAUCUUCACUCUGUUACAAGAACUUCAUUUAAAAAUGGCUUUUUACAGGUUCAGAAAAAUGAAUCUUAUCCAGAGAU